Molecule: messenger RNA, 1920 nt
Organism: Knipowitschia caucasica
Lineage: Eukaryota; Metazoa; Chordata; Actinopteri; Gobiiformes; Gobiidae
Source: the annotation of a GenBank genome assembly
AUGGGGCAGGGUCCCCUCCAGCCCUGCCUCAGCCCCCAGCCCUACCUCAGCCUCCAGCCCUGCCUCAGCCUCCAGCCCUGCCUCAGCCCCCAGCCCUGCCUCAGCCUCCACCCUGCUUCAGCCUCCAGCCCUGCCUCAGCCUCCAGCCCUGCCUCAGCCUCCAGCCCUGCCUCAGCCUCCAGCCCUGCCUCAGCCUCCACCCUGCUUCAGCCUCCACCCUGCUUCAGCCUCCAGCCCUGCUUCAGCCUCCAGCCCUGCCUCAGCCUCCAGCCCUGCCUCAGCCUCCAGCCCUACCUCAGCCUCCAGCCCUGCCUCAGCCCCCAGCCCUGCCUCAGCCUCCAGCCCUGCCUCAGCCUCCAGCCCUGCCUCAGCCUCCAGCCCUGCCUCAGCCCCCAGCCCUGCCUCAGCCUCCAGCCCUGCCUCAGCCUCCAGCCCUGCCUCAGCCCCCAGCCCUGCCUCAGCUUCCAGCCCUGCUUCAGCCUCCAGCCCUGCCUCAGCCUCCAGCCCUGCCUCAGCCUCCAGCCCUGCCUCAGCCUCCAGCCCUGCCUCAGCCUCCACCCUGCUUCAGCCUCCAGCCCUGCCUCAGCCUCCAGCCCCGCCUCAGCCUCCAGCCCUGCCUCAGCCUCCACCCUGCUUCAGCCUCCAGCCCUGCCUCAGCCCCCAGCCCUGCCUCAGCCUCCAGCCCUGCCUCAGCCUCCAGCCCUGCCUCAGCCUCCAGCCCUGCCUCAGCCUCCAGCCCUGCCUCAGCCUCCAGCCCUGCCUCAGCCUCCAGCCCUGCCUCAGCCUCCAGCCCUGCCUCAGCCUCCAGCCUCCAGGCCUGCCUCAGCCUCCAGCCCUGCCUCAGCCUCCAGCCCUGCCUCAGCCUCCAGCCCUGCCUCAGCCUCCAGCCCUGCCCAGUCCAGUCCAGCCCUGCCUCAGCCUCCAGCCCUGCCUCAGCCUCCAGCCCUGCCCAGUCCAGCCCUGCCUCAGCCUCUAGCCCCGCCUCAGCCUCCAGCCCCGCCUCAGCCUCCAGCCCUGCCUCAGCCUCCAGCCCUGCCUCAGCCUCCAGCCCUGCCUCAGCCUCCAGCCCUGCCUCAGCCUCCAGCCGUGCCUCAGCCUCCAGCCCUGCUUCAGCCUCCAGCCCUGCCUCAGCCCCCAGCCCUGCCUCAGCCUCCAGCCCUGCCUCAGCCUCCAGCCCUGCCUCAGCCUCCAGCCCUGCCUCAGCCUCCAGCCCUACCUCAGCCUCCAGCCCUGCCUCAGCCUCCAGCCCUGGCUCAGCCUCCAGCCCUGCCUCAGCCUCCAGCCCUGCCUCAGCCUCCAGCCCUACCUCAGCCUCCAGCCCUGCCUCAGCCUCCAGCCCUGGCUCAGCCUCCAGCCCUGCCUCAGCCUCCAGCCCUGCCUCAGCCUCCAGCCCUACCUCAGCCUCUAGCCCUGCCUCAGCCUCCAGCCCUGCCUCAGCCUCCAGCCCUGGCUCAGCCUCCAGCCCUACCUCAGCCUCCAGCCCUGCCUCAGCCUCCAGCCCUGGCUCAGCCUCCAGCCCUGGCUCAGCCUCCAGCCCUGCCUCAGCCUCCAGCCCUACCUCAGCCUCCAGCCCUGCCUCAGCCUCCAGCCCUGCCUCAGCCUCCAGCCCUGCCUCAGCCUCCAGCCCUGCCUCAGCCUCCAGCCCUGCCUCAGCCUCCAGCCCUGCCUCAGCCUCCAGCCCUACCUCAGCCUCUAGCCCUGCCUCAGCCUCCAGCCCUGCCUCAGCCUCCAGCCCUGCCUCAGCCUCCAGCCCUACCUCAGCCUCCAGCCCUGCCUCAGCCUCCAGCCCUGCCUCAGCCUCCAGCCCUGCCUCAGCCUCCAGCCCUGCCUCAGCCCCCAGCCCUGUUCUUGGAGCUGGCCUCUCUCUGCCACACCCACGUCAGGAGCCAAAAUGUCUUGUUUCUCAGCACUAGCUCUUGA